Messenger RNA from Pieris brassicae (large cabbage white), 650 nucleotides. RefSeq names its product chorion class CB protein PC404-like. Gene Ontology annotation, molecular function: structural constituent of egg chorion. Bases 17 to 610 code for a protein of 197 amino acids. Lineage: Eukaryota; Metazoa; Arthropoda; Insecta; Lepidoptera; Pieridae. The record is from RefSeq and is a predicted model, not a curated record. Gene Ontology annotation, biological process: multicellular organism development; chorion-containing eggshell formation. The transcript has 2 exons. Gene Ontology annotation, cellular component: egg chorion.
CUUUUGAAUACAGAAGAUGUCCUUCAAAAUCAUAAUUUUUUGCGCUCAAGCGUUUUUAAUGCAGAGCAUCACCGCACAGUAUAUCGGUAAUGCAUUUGCUGAAAACAUAGCUUGGAGUCCAUCUUACCCCAUGCCUUAUGGGCCUGUGCCAGUGCCGUACUCACCAGCCCCAGUACCUUUUACACCCAACCCACCAGCCCCAGUACAAUACGCAUCUGCCCCAGUGCCAUACGCUCCCACCCCGAUGUCAUACGCACCUACUCCUUCAUACAUGCCUAAUAGCUAUUAUGUGUCAAGUCCGUAUAACCCAGGAAGUCUAUCUGCAUCAAACGCAUGUGGUCUUGCCGUAUCCAGUUCAUCACCAAUGGCCCCAGUGGGUGUGACUAUGAUGUCAGAGAAUGCCUUUGAGGGUCCAUUAGCUGUAGCUGGGCAAAUUCCGUUCCUAGGAGCUAUUGGGGUAGAAGGUAAUCUUCCUACCUCUGGUGCUGGAGCUGUUUCAUAUAAUAGUGGUAAUGGCCAGGUUGCAAUUAUGGCUGAAGAUCUUGUUAGUUAUGGCUACCCAGGCUACUCUUAUGGAGCAAAUGGGUAUACCUUUGAAGGGUAUUAUUAAAAACUUGCAGAUAAUAAAUGUUAAUAUAAUGUUUCGUUAA